Messenger RNA from Suillus clintonianus, 662 nucleotides. RefSeq names its product histone-fold-containing protein. The transcript has 4 exons. Lineage: Eukaryota; Fungi; Basidiomycota; Agaricomycetes; Boletales; Suillaceae. Gene Ontology annotation, cellular component: nucleosome. Gene Ontology annotation, molecular function: structural constituent of chromatin; DNA binding; protein heterodimerization activity. Gene Ontology annotation, biological process: nucleosome assembly. The record is from RefSeq and is a predicted model, not a curated record. The coding region runs from base 102 to 413 and encodes 103 amino acids.
ACAAACAACCCUUUCUUCCCUCACCACCACAAUCGUUUUUCGCAAACGUCGAAGUUAGGCUCUUUACUUGCUUCUAUCAACCUCCAUCACACUCCUGAAACAUGUCUGGUCGUGGAAAAGGCGGCAAGGGUCUCGGCAAGGGCGGUGCUAAGCGUCACCGGAAGAUCUUGCGUGACAACAUUCAGGGUAUCACCAAGCCCGCAAUCCGACGUCUGGCACGUCGUGGAGGUGUCAAGCGUAUCUCCGGUCUUAUCUACGAAGAGACCCGAGGUGUGCUCAAGAUCUUCCUUGAGAAUGUCAUUCGUGACUCUGUUACCUACACGGAGCAUGCCAAACGGAAAACUGUUACCGCUCUCGAUGUGGUCUAUGCUUUGAAGCGCUCGGGGCGCACACUUUACGGUUUCGGAGCAUAACUAAGUUUGUUUGUACGGGAGCUUAUUUCUGUAUUGGAGUAUAACUCCUUGUUAGUCUCGAUAUUCUUGUACUAGUCUUAUAUUUUUCGUCCCUCUUAUCUUUCCUCCACGACUCCACUACCUCAUGGGCACCUUUCCACCAGUUCCCCAAUGCAAUGACAAUGACCCCUCGAUUUGUCCCGUCCUAGCUUAUGACCCCCUCCCACGAGGCAGUGUGUUACUGGGAGUCUGACCCUAGAUCAGUUUAUU